CUACGUUGGGGGUUUUAUCUAUAGAACUCUUCUCUUUACGAAACCUCUCUCUCUCUAUCUGGAAUACUACGUUCUUUACCUCACGCGCAAAGAGAACAGAUAAAAAUAGAAAAAAAGUGGAAAAGAGAGGAAAACCUUUCCCGACGUAGUGAAAACGUAAAAGUUAAAAAUUUUCAAACGUGCAAUCAACAGUAUUUAUUUAUUUUCUUACUGAAUAAAAACAAAAACUUGAACAUAUAAGUGAUCGUGACCGUAAUCGAGAGUUAGAUUUUAUUGAUCUAAUUUUCGCGCGCGUGCCAAACUAGUUCAAGUAUUUCUUUUUUAUCGCGUGCAAGCGACAAAUUUUGGGUGUUGUUUAAAUUCGUUUAACCGUUCACCACGUUGUCACAAAUGGUUCAUAUUGUGGAACUAGUUCCGUCGAGUCGGAACGACUUUCGAAUGGUGAGCAAGCAGUAAACACAAGCGACUUAGAAUCAAGUGAUUCGCAUGCAGUUGAAGCAGAAAUGCUUGAUGCAGUAAAUUUAAGAAGUGGAAAUUCUUCAGAAAGCUACUUGGAACAAGAUUCGUCAAUUAGUUCAAAACCUGAAAUUGUUCCGGAAGAUGGUGACUUCAUUUGCAACGCAAACACACGUGAGCAGUUAAUUAAUGGAGAGAAUGAUAAUAAUUUAAACGAUGGCUGUAAUGGCGGAAAUGUAAAUCACGAAUCUAAUACUGACAAUUCUGAUCGUAUGAAUGACAACAAUGGUGGACAAUUUUCAAUAAGAUGAACCGUCCUAUUCAAGUGAAACCAGCGGACAGUGAAAACCGCGGAGACAGAAAGCUGUUCGUGGGUAUGCUCAGCAAGCAACAAACAGAAGACGAUGUCCGACAGUUAUUUUCUGCCUUUGGUACUAUAGAGGAGUGUACCAUCCUUCGUGGACCUGACGGAACAAGUAAAGGCUGUGCAUUCGUUAAAUUUUCAUCGCACCAAGAAGCACAAGCGGCAAUUAAUUCUCUUCACGGUAGCCAAACUAUGCCGGGUGCGUCAUCCAGCUUAGUGGUAAAAUUUGCAGAUACUGAAAAGGAAAGACAAUUGAGGCGCAUGCAGCAAACAGCUGCCAAUAUGGGCCUCAUCAACCCCUUCGUUUUCAAUCAGUUUGGAGCUUAUGGCGCAGCUUACGCUCAACAGCAGGCGGCAAUUAUGGCUGCCGCGACGGCGCAAGGUACAUACAUCAAUCCAAUGGCUGCUGCUUUAGCAGCUGGACAACUUCCACAUGCGUUAAAUGGUAUGCCAAAUGCUGUCGUCCCACCUACUUCUGGUUUGGUCGUAGGUACUGGUACAGGACAGCCGGUGAAUGGAGCUAUACCUUCAUUGCCAUCUCCUACAAUGCCAAAUUUCAAUAUGGCUGCGCAAACACCCAAUGGACAACCUGCUGGAUCGGAUGCCGGAGUCUACACCAACGGCAUUCCACAGACUUAUCCAGGACAUGCCCUUCAUUUGUCUAUUCCAGCACAAGGUUUACCCAACGGGGAGACGGCUCUUCAACAUGCUGCGUAUCCUGGAAUGCAGCCGUACACUGGAGUUGCUUAUCCCGCCGUCUAUGGACAGUUUCCUCCAGCCAUUCCUCAACAGAUGACUGCUGUUGCCCCUUCGCAGAGAGAAGGAUGCUCUAUCUCAGGACCUGAAGGCUGCAACCUGUUUAUCUACCACCUGCCUCAAGAGUUUGGUGAUGCUGAGCUCAUGCAAAUGUUCAUUCCUUUUGGUAACGUCAUCUCCUCCAAAGUCUUUAUCGACCGGGCCACUAACCAGAGCAAAUGUUUCGGUUUUGUGUCAUUCGACAAUCCAUCGAGCGCUCAGGCUGCAAUCCAGUCGAUGAAUGGCUUUCAAAUAGGAAUGAAGCGUUUAAAAGUUCAACUGAAAAGGCCCAAAGACGCCAACAGACCUUACUAA
This is a messenger RNA of Leptopilina heterotoma, 1930 nucleotides long. RefSeq names its product CUGBP Elav-like family member 4 (gene bru3). Gene Ontology annotation, biological process: regulation of alternative mRNA splicing, via spliceosome; mRNA splice site recognition. NCBI's taxonomy places the organism in Eukaryota, Metazoa, Arthropoda, Insecta, Hymenoptera, Figitidae. The transcript is spliced from 12 exons. Gene Ontology annotation, molecular function: mRNA binding. The record is from RefSeq and is a predicted model, not a curated record. The coding region runs from base 764 to 1930 and encodes 388 amino acids. Gene Ontology annotation, cellular component: cytoplasm; ribonucleoprotein complex; nucleus.